CUGCUGACCUGGGGCUGGGGUCCCCUGUGCUUGAAGAGGCCGGAGCUCCCCUCCCCGUGCGCUGCUGCGGGGGCCUCCCACCCUCGGUGGCCUGGCCCCUGGCUCAGAGGGAGGCACUGGGCACAGCCUCACGCACAGAGCAGCCCCCAAACCCAGGCUGUCAUGAAGCUGUCGAGGAGGACCCUCGUGAGAACAAAGAGGGCAGACCGGCUGUGAGCACCACCCGGAUACGAGUUGUUACUCCUUGUAUGACGUUCAGUUGGAAAAGGUUGCAGGGGAUGCCCUCGCUGGCACUGUGAGGCAUCUGUGAAGUAGGGGUGGGUUGCGACAAGGACCGGAAAUGGAAAGUGAUGAAGCUGGAGCCCCGGAAGAACCGGAAAAGAGGCCAGUCAAUCAGGCAGACAUGAAUGAAGGUGAGGCUACAGGUUCUAUCCAGCCAUGUGACACUCCUGGUCCCAGCACACACCCCGGAGGCCUUUGUCCAUGAGGUCAGCAACGUUCAGCACAUACCUGCGGAACGGUCUGAAGUCCUACAGGCCAUGGACACACUCCCACCUGAGCAGGGCAGUGACACCCUCAGCUCCCCAGCCCAAACUGUCCCCCCCAAGCAGGCUGACACCCCCAAUUCCCCAACCCAGACCAUUCCGCCCGAUCAGGCUGACACCCUCAAUUUCCCAGAAGAAACCAUCCCACCACAAGAGGGUGACAUUCUCAAUUUCCCAGCCAAAAUCAUUCCCCCCAAGCAGGCUGACACCCCCAAUUUCCCAGCCAAAAUCAUCCCACCCAAUUCCCCAACCCAAAUCAUCCCACCCAAGCAGGCUGACUCCCCCAAAUUCCCAGAAACAAUAAUCCCACUCAAGCAGGCUGACACCCCCAACUCCCCAGCCGAAAUCAUUUCACCAAAGCAGGGUGACACCCCCAGUUCCCCACUCAAAACCAUCCUGUGCAAGCAGGCUGACAUCCCCAAUUCCUCAGAAAAAAAUACCUUGCCCAAGCAGGGCAAUACCCCCAAUUUUCCAGCAAAAUUCAUUUUGCCCGGGCAGGGCCACACCCACAAGCUCUCAGCCAAAACCAUUCUAUCCAAGCAGUGUGACACCCCAAAGUUCUCAGCCGAAACCGUUCUGCCCAAGGAGGGUGAUGCCCCCAAGUCCUCAGCCGAAACCGUUCUGCCCAAGGAGGGUGACACCCCUCAGUCCUUAGAAGACACCAUCCAGCCAAUAGAAGGCAGCCUGCAGUCAGCAGAUGAAGCCAUGCAAGUCCUGGAGGAGGAUCUGGUGAAGGUGAUCCUGAGCAAGGAAGACUUCGAGGUGGCGCUGAAGGAAGCUGGGGAGAGACUGGUUGCUGUGGACUUCUCGGCCACGUGGUGCAGGCCUUGCAGGUCAAUCAAGCCCCUUUUCCGGUCCCUGUCCAUGAAGCACAAGGAUGUGGUGUUCCUGGAAGUGGACGCUGAUGAGGGUGAGGGGCUGGCGAAAGACUGCAGUAUCGUUUGCAUCCCAACCUUUCAGUUUUAUAAAAAAGAAGAAAAGGUGGGCGAAUUUUCUGGUGCCCUUAAGGAAAAACUCGAGACAUUCAUUACCGCAUUAAAGUGAUCGUGUGUUCCAAAAGCAAUAGGAGCAGUCGGCUGUUCAUAGCUUGUGAUUUUUUAUUUACGAAAAAAGAUGAGGGGUAACAAAAGUGUGUGUCCAAGUGGCACCUGCAUGUGAAUCGGAAACAGUAGCUCAACCCUUUCCCAAAAGCAGUCAAAGCCCUAAUGCCUGUUGUGACUGUGUUCUUGUUGAUGGGACAGUGUGAUAUUAGAAUUUCCUUUGGUGGAGAUAUUGGAAGUCCAGUUGUCCCCUAUUUUUUAAUCUUGAUUUUUUUUUUUCACUCACUCUUGAAAAUUCAGCUCGUGUGAUCCUAGUGGCAACACUGGAAAUUUAGACAGUUUUUCUGUAGAAGGACAUGUUUUAAUGAUGAGUGGAAAUUUCUGAUGUUCACAUACCUUUGGGAUAUCUGAUAAGAAAGUAAAGAAUUUGAAGGAUUCACAUAUAUCUAACCUCCUUCAUGUGCGGGAAGUGCUAUGGAGGCCUCAGGAAAUGUCACGGGCUCCACAAACAUCUAGGGGAUUCUUUGGUAUCAGAACUGAGACCAAGGCCAUGUUUCCAGAUUGCAAGUUCAGGCUUCUUUCUACUGAUCCAGGCUCACAAAAUCUGAGACAGCUCAAAACUUCUGGUUUUCUCAGACCAAGAGAUUUAUGGUUCAAGUUUAAAUUAGUGUGAUCCUUGGUGCCAUUAUGACAUCAGCAACCUAGUAGCAGAGUGUCUGCUUUGUCGUCCUGGUAACUGGGUUUCUGAUACCUGUUCUCAGAUGUCUCAGAGUGUGUGUGUGUAUACACAUAUAUAUUGCAUAUAUAUGCAUAUAUUUAAUAUAUACAAUUUGGUGAGCUUGGACAUAUGCAUACACACAUGAUACCAUCACCACCAUUGAGGUAAUAAACCUACCCACAACUUUCCCUGUGUGUCCCUUUCCUUGGUGUGUGUGUGUUAAGAAUACUUUGCAUGAGAUCUACCCUCUUAACACAUUUUAAGUGUACUAUAGCAUAUUAACUACAGACACUAUGCUGUCCAGCAAAUCUCUAGAGCGUAUUCAUCCUGGAUAACUAAUUUUAUACCCACAGAACGACAACUCUGCAUUUCUCCCCAUUCCCUGUCAGCCACUGUCUUAUCUUCUGCUGAUCUAGAAUGUUUUAAAGAAUUUGAGGGCUUCCCUGGUGGCGCAGUGGUUGAGAGUCCGCCUGCCGAUGCAGGGAACACGGGUUCGUGCCCCGGUCUGGGAGGA
Delphinapterus leucas (beluga whale) is the source of this 2817-nucleotide messenger RNA. It is a transcript of the gene TXNDC2, whose product is annotated as thioredoxin domain containing 2. The record is from RefSeq and is a predicted model, not a curated record. NCBI's taxonomy places the organism in Eukaryota, Metazoa, Chordata, Mammalia, Artiodactyla, Monodontidae.